AUCCCAGCAUCUCUGUUACUGUAUUUGUUUGCUUGGGCAAUUUAUCAAGUGGAUUGUGGGCAUAAAACUCGCGAGAUUUAACUUUUGUUUCUACCUUAAAAUCUCGACAUGAAAUGCUUUCAUGAUUUGUGGUUUUUUGGGAGGUUUGGAGAGAGAAAGUUUCCAGCUUGAGAUCUGAAGAAAGGAAAAGGAUACAAAAAAGAAAACAAAAGCAAAAGGGUAACAUAUUGAGCGAGAUUGGGCUUUUGUUUUUGUUUGGUUUUGGGAUUUAGUAUAUGGGAAAGUAAAGGAAAUGGUAAGAGAAUCAAUGGGAUUCAAAACUGUCUGACAUUAGAUGAUUCGGUGUUCAUUGCCGUGCCAGAUAACAGCUCCUACAACUAUCUGAUUCUGAUCGCCGAUUGAUUAAAUUAAGUUCUCCCGUCCGUGCAUGAGAAGUUAAAGCAGAGCAACUAUGGUUCCAAGUUUGCAAAUUUAGAAAAUAAAAAGAGAUUAUUUUUCUCUUAUGAAGGUGGAUUCUCGAGUUCGUGAAGAGAUGUUAUGUGUUUAGAGCAAAUGUGAAAAAAGGGUUCUCUUUAAGUGAUCAAAGUUGCUAACUUGAAAGAGAGAGGGAGAGUUAAGUGUUGUUUUGAACGGUCUGUUUUCUGGUGACUACUGACAGAGGAUUUUGGAAACAAAAUCAAAUCUCGAAGCUUUGAGCGAUUGUGUUUCAUAACUCAAUAUACCAAACGAGGCACCCGAAAUGAAGGAGGUUGAGAAGAGCAUUGAUCCACAACUAUGGCACGCAUGUGCAGGAUCCAUGGUCCAAAUCCCUCCAUUGAACAGCACAGUGUUUUACUUUCCUCAAGGCCACGCUGAGCACGCUUUUGGGCCUGUGAAUUUCCCUUCCUCAACGACACCAAUCCCACCUCUUAUUCUUUGCCGCGUUACUUCACUCAAGUUUCUUGCUGAUUCUGAAACUGAUGAAGUGUAUGCGAAGAUAAGGCUGGUGCCUUUACCAGGUAGUGAGCUUGAUUUUGAAGACAAUAAUUUAAGUCUGAAUUCUGUUGAGUCCGAUAGUGAGUCAGAAAAGCCAGCAUCUUUUGCUAAAACCUUGACACAGUCUGAUGCUAAUAAUGGGGGUGGAUUUUCUGUGCCAAGAUAUUGUGCUGAGACUAUAUUUCCAAGGUUGGAUUACAGUGCAGAUCCUCCGGUCCAGACUGUGGUGGCUAAAGAUGUCCAUGGAGAGACUUGGAAGUUUAGGCAUAUUUAUAGAGGGACACCAAGGAGACAUUUGUUGACUACUGGAUGGAGCACGUUUGUUAACCAAAAGAAACUUGUUGCUGGGGAUUCUAUUGUCUUCUUGAGAGCACAAAAUGGUGAUCUCUGCGUAGGGAUCAGGAGAGCAAAGAAAGGAAUUGGGGGUGGAAAUGACUCUCCAUCUUCUGGGUGGAAUUCAAAUCAUGGAAGUUGUAUUGGCGUUAACCCUUAUGGAGGAUUCUCAUGCUUCUUGAGAGAGGAUGAGAACAAUAGGUUGAGAAACGGGAAUCUGAGUUUGAAUUCUUCUGGGAAUGCAAAUUUGAGGGGCCAUGGUGGAAGAGUGAGGCCUGAGUCUGUUUCAGAGGCAGCGGCCCUUGCAAUGAGUGGGAAGCCAUUUGAGGUUGUUUAUUAUCCCCUUGGAAGCACGCCAGAGUUCUGUGUUAAGGCCUCUUCAGUAAGGGCAGCAAUGAGGGUUCAUUGGCACUGUGGGAUGAGGUUCAAGAUGGCUUUUGAAACAGAGGAUUCUUCCAGGAUAAGUUGGUUCAUGGGAACUAUAUCCUCUAUUCAGGUCUCUGAUCCCAUCUGCUGGCCUAACUCACCAUGGCGGCUCCUCCAGGUGACAUGGGAUGAGCCAGACUUGCUACAAAAUGUGAAACGUGUGAGCCCAUGGUUGGUUGAACUGGUUUCAAACAUGCCCAUCAUCCCCUUGUCACCGUUUUCACCUCCAAGAAAGAAGUUGCGGCUCCCGCAACACUUGGAGUUUCCCCUUGACAGCCAAUUUUCAGUGCCGUCAUUUACAGGCAACCCCCUUAGGCCCAGCAGCCCCUUGUGUUGUCUAUCAGACAACAUUCCUUCAGGCAUACAGGGAGCCAGGCAUGCUCAAUUUGGUAUAUCUUUAUCAGAUUUCCAUCUAAAUAACAAACUGCAAUCAGGGCUGUUUUCAUCCAGCUUUCAGCGGUUCAAUCCACAUUCUAGCAUUUCUGAUGGCAUCAUGACAAACCACACUCACAGUAAUGAGAAAUUGUCUUGCUUGCUAACAAUGGGAAAUUCUAGUCAGAAUUUGGAGAAAUCUGUUAAUGUUAAAAAGCACCAAUUCUUACUUUUUGGUCAACCAAUACUCACGGAGCAGCAGAUCUCUCAUAGCUGUUCUAGUGAUGCAGUUUCACAAGUUGGCAAAAGUUCAUCAGAUGGCAAUUCAGGCAGAGGAAAAUCAUCAUCUGAUGGGUCAGGAUCCACACGUGAGCUGCAAAUUUUACCAGAUAAGUCAUCAAGUUCUAAAAUAUAUUGGAACCGGGGUAUUCGAGUGACUGAACCUGAACUUGAUACUGGUCACUGCAAGGUAUUCAUGGAGUCAGAGGAUGUGGGCCGAACUCUUGAUCUUUCAGUACUCAGUUCUUAUGAAGAGCUCUACAGGAGGCUGGCCAACAUGUUUGGGAUUGAAAGAUCAGAGAUUUUUAGCCAUGUUCUCUAUCAAGAUGCAACUGGAGCUGUUAAACAAACUGGAGAUAAGCCAUUCAGUGAUUUUAAGAAAACGGCCAAAAGAUUAACAAUUCUGAUGGGUUCAGGCAAUGAUAACGUUGGAAGGACAUGGAUCACAGGGAUGCGGAAUACUGAGAAUGGACUCAAUGCUCCCAACAAGACAGGUCCCCUGAGCAUAUUUGCAUAAUUACCACAUAAUUCAAUCUAGAUGUUCAAGAACAUUAUAGAUGUUAAGAAUUUAUAGUUUGCGUAAUAUGUUUAGGUGGGACAGGAUUUUAAUCUCUGUUUUUUAUGAUGGCAGCCGAAUAUUUUUGCAUUUCUUGUUGAAUGUAUUUACAUGUUUGACUGGAUAUUGGUGCCUAAUAUUAUGCCAAUGUUUAUGUUUUA
Molecule: messenger RNA, 3102 nt
Organism: Mangifera indica (mango)
Lineage: Eukaryota; Viridiplantae; Streptophyta; Magnoliopsida; Sapindales; Anacardiaceae
Product: auxin response factor 10-like
Exons: 6
Coding region: 740-2902 (720 amino acids)
Biological process (GO): regulation of DNA-templated transcription; response to hormone
Cellular component (GO): nucleus
Molecular function (GO): DNA binding; protein binding
Source: RefSeq, a predicted model, not a curated record